AUGUUGCGCAGAGGUCUGGUGCUCAGGGGCGUGGGAGUCCUCCGCCACUCGCGAUAUCCAGCAACUCAGAAAGCUCACCGGCGCUCCUCCACGUACCACCCUCCACCAAGCUCCAGCGAACAUGUCGACAUCCUAAUCGUAGGCAGCGGAGCCGGCGCUCUGACGGCCGCUCUCCGCGCCAGAUCCCAAAAUCUACGUGUCGCCGUCAUCGAGAAGCAACCCACCGUAGGCGGCGCCUCAGCCAUCUCAGGAGGCGGUCUUUGGAUUCCCUGCAACCCCAUUUCUAACGUCAAAGACUCCAAGGAAGAUGCUCUGGCCUAUUUUGAUGAAGCUGUCGGGGAUGCAGGGCCAGCUUCGUCGAUGGUUCGCCGACGUGCAUACGUCGAUAACGGCCUUGAGAUGAUCAGGUUUCUCCAAGACCAAGGCUUCAGAUUCCACUUCAGCAAGGGCUAUCCGGACUACUACCCACGCAUGAAAGGCGCCAUGGGCAAAGGUGGAGGAAGAACGAUUGAGACGGAGGUGUUCAACAAGAAGAAGCUCAGCAAAAAAUGGCAAGAUGCUCUACCACCUCCGAACUCGCCUGUGGCCUUCUACACGAACGACGCAGCGGUGAUCACCCGCAUGUCAUCCUCGCUGCAAGCCUUUGCUCGAUCAACCCGAGCAGUCAUCCCGCUCAUCAUCAAGAUGAUCUUAGGCCAGAAACCAACAUCAAUGGGCCACGGUCUAGUCGCUCAACUGCUAUACCUCAAUACCAAGGACUCUCUUCCCACUGACAUCCGCCUGUCCACGUCUCUCGACUCCCUCACAACUUCACCCUCCGGCAGAGUGACUGGCGCAAAAGUAGAAACACCUUCUGGGGAACACAGCAUCAUCGCAUCGCGAGGCGUGAUCCUCGCAGCAGGCGGCUUCGCACACAACCGCGCUCUGAGGGAGAAACACCUCCCCUCGCCGGCCAGCACAGCCUGGACCCUCUCCCCGAAAGGAGACACGGGCGAUGCGGUGCUUGCUGGUGUCAAGCUCGGCGCAGCGACGGCACUCAUGGACGAUGCGUGGUGGGGUCCGACCAUAUUCGACGUCGUCACGGGAAAACCUCACUUCGCGUUGAUGGAACGCUGUCGCCCGCAUUGUAUCAUUGUUGAUUCCGCCGGCAAACGCUUCAUGAACGAAGCACAGUCGUAUACCGACGCCGGACACGAUCAGUACGAGCGAAACAAGGUGGUCAAGGCUCUUCCUGCGUGGUUGAUAAUGGACAGCAAUCAUCGGAACCGGUAUAUGCUCGGCACCAGCCUCUUCGCCCGACAGAUCCCAAGGAGAGCGAUUGAGGAGGGAAAGAUAUUUGCUGCCGAGUCAGUGGGGGCUCUGGCCGCCAAGAUAGGAGUCGACGUGAAGGGGUUGGAGGGCACGGUACAGAGGUACAAUGAGAUGUGCAAGAGCGGCGUUGACGAAGAGUUCGGGAAGGGAGGUAAUGCGUACGACAACUUCUUCGGAGACCCUCAUGCUGGAGGUGUAAAUCCAAAUAUGGGCCCUUUGAAUAGGGCGCCUUUCUACGCUAUCGAGGUCUGGCCCGGAGACCUGGGCACGAAGGGAGGACUGCUGACGGAUGAACAUCAGAGGGUGCUGAAGAACGAUGGCGGGUUCAUACCUGGACUGUAUGCUAUUGGAAAUACGGCUGCGAGUAUCAUGGGACGGACGUACUUGGGGGCAGGGUCGACGUUGGGACCGGCAAUGACGCAUGGCUUCAUUGCUGUUAACCAUGUCGUUGGCAAUGGACAGAUUUGA
Molecule: messenger RNA, 1779 nt
Organism: Colletotrichum karsti
Lineage: Eukaryota; Fungi; Ascomycota; Sordariomycetes; Glomerellales; Glomerellaceae
Product: flavocytochrome c
Exons: 1
Coding region: 1-1779 (592 amino acids)
Source: RefSeq, a predicted model, not a curated record